This is a messenger RNA of Lepisosteus oculatus (spotted gar), 1662 nucleotides long. It is a transcript of the gene ndr2, whose product is annotated as nodal-related 2. Gene Ontology annotation, molecular function: growth factor activity; cytokine activity. The record is from RefSeq and is a predicted model, not a curated record. Gene Ontology annotation, cellular component: extracellular region. Lineage: Eukaryota; Metazoa; Chordata; Actinopteri; Semionotiformes; Lepisosteidae.
AUGUAUUUACUCAAGGCGUCAAGUGUUCUGCUAUGUUCUUCGCUGCUCUUCUCGGCGGCACUAGACGCCCUCAGAUCCGGGGACCACCAGCCGACACCAGCAGCGACGUACAAGUAUCCACCGGCUGGACUCCACCUGCCCGCUUCCUUCAUGAGGCAGCUCUACAGGAGAGUCCAAUCCGGCAACGCCACCUUGGAAGAGCGGCUAGCUAAUGAAGCCGACUCCGUCAAAAGCAUUCUUCCCAAGCGUUUUGCACGGAAAGGCAGUCGCUGGGUGGUGACCUUUGACCUCUCCACCUUUCUGACCAAUGAGGAGCUCCAGAUGGCUGAGCUGAGGAUCAGGUUCCCCAGGUUCCUGAACCUGAGCACUUCCACAGUGGAGGUGCGGCACGCCCACGAGUUCCCGUGCCCGAAUGGGACCUGCUACUCCCGGCAGCUGGUGGGGCUCUUUUCUGCGUCGUCCUUUGUGGCCUCUAACCCCAACUGGAAAAUCUACAACAUUACAAAUUUGCUAGGUGACUGGCUGAAGGAAAAUCUGUCCUCUCUGAACCGGAAGCUGGAGAAAGAGCCGUCCCUGCCCAGAAGAGAUCUGCCACCGAGCAACAGCUCGAAGGAUCAGGGUUUAAACGGUAGGGCUUUGCUGGUUGUAUUCACAAAAGUGAAGCCGGGCAGUGGCCUUCAGGAUAAGGCCAGCCUGCUCCUAGCAGCCGAACACUCUGGGUUUGUCUUUAGUCACGAAAGCCAAGAAACUGGAAAUCCCAUCAAGGCAAAGCGCAACAGGAGGCAACAAGACCUCAAGGCCAAAUCCCUUUGCCGGAGGGUGGACUUGCACGUGGAUUUCAGCCACGUUGGAUGGGCAUCCUGGAUUGUGUAUCCUAAGAGAUACAAUGCUUACCGCUGUGAGGGGGAAUGCCCAUAUCCACUUGGGGAACAAUUCAAGCCUACAAAUCACGCGUACAUGCAGAGUCUGGUGAAAUUGUAUAACCCCGAUCAAGUGCCCUCGACCUGUUGUGUCCCCAUCAAGACGAGCCCGCUGAGCAUGCUGUAUUUCGACGAAGACCGAAUAGUUCUGCGCCACCACGAAGGAAUGAUAGUGGACGAAUGCGGCUGCCGCUGAAACUCUCGUCUUUUCCUGGACUUCAAGGGCCUGAUCAGUCAAGAAUGAUGAAAGAACAUCCUUACAUUCAUGGGCGUUCAUGUCUGAAAACGGUACUAACGUACGCUUUCGGCUUUUCAAGACGGAAUUGUAUCAUUUUGAUGAUACCAGGAAGUAACAAGACACUGCGCGCAGCAAGCAGGUUCAACGGAAACACCUCUGGCGCGGAGAAGAAAUCAGAUCGUAAAAACAGCUCGGAAUGCGAAGGUGCUGUUCAUCUUCACCUGGGGCUGUAGGAAUCUGUUGUUCCUGUAUUGUAAACGGGGGUGGGAGUGAGGGGAGGCUGUGAGACCGGGUGGAGAAGAGGUGGUUUAUAUUGGGAAGAAAAGCUCAGUAUUCAUACAUACCUGGAAUUGGAGAAAAGCAGAUACUAAGUAUAAUUAAAUACUUUUUACAGGUGUGAAGUGGUCUUACCCAUUUAAAUAAUGUAUCACUGAUCAGAUAAGCAAUAUUCAGAGUGCUCAGUCACACGAGUAAUACUGUAUAAAAUAUGUCAUAUUUUUGUAA